GGGAGGAAAUAAAGGGUGGGAGACGAGCCACCGCUACAACGAAUCGUAUAAAGAAGAUCAAGUCUCACUGCGUUCAUCACUCUUUACACAACCGUAUCACAUCAUCUUCAAGCGCUUCAAGUGUCAAAAAUAAAUAUUGAUCAAUUCGUCGUGAUUACGUUUGGUGUUAAACCUUACAAUUGAACUGUGCAAAAUUUAUCGCAGAUAUUUGUUUCUCUGUGUUAUUAGAAUUUUGUUUUUCUGGUGAGAAAACUAAGGCUCAAAAAAACCUUAAUACUGAAAUCAAAGAGAACAAGUCUCGUUCGAAAUCACGCGGUGUUGCUGAGUGAAUUUACAAACGUCGUAAACCAUCAGACCGCUGUGAAAUUUAUAAUAUCCUCAAAACAACUGCCAGAAGCGCGAUGCUAAACGUGAGGAAAUUGCCGGACGCUGGUGUUCAGAACGGCGGUGGAGGAGCCAGAAUACUGAGCAUCACGUCAGUCGAAGUACCGGGAGAAACGGCGAGCACGCGAGUGGUCGAAAAAUUCGACAAGCAGACCAAAAAGAUGGCGAAACUCCCGAGCAGCAGCGAGGCGGUGGAUUCUCAGUGCGUGAAACUGGGUCUAACGGAAGGAGCGACAGGCCCAACGGAAAGCGGAAGUAGCGGCGAAUCUCUGGAGGCCGGUAAAGAGCUGAGGAUAAUUUCCCUCGACGAGAUCGCCUGGCACGAUACGCCCGACGAUUGCUGGUUUGCGAUUUACGAUUACGUGUACGACUGCACCAGCUUCAUCAGGGAUCAUCCCGGUGGCGACGACGUCCUUCUUGAGUACGCAGGUCGCGAUGCGACUCUCGCUUUCAUCGGCACGGGCCAUUCAAAAUUCGCGCGAAAAAGCCUCGAGCGAUAUCUUAUCGGUGAACUUCCGCACUCUGAGAGGAUAUUCCGAAUCGCCGAUGGCGUCAAGGUCUUCGGAUACUGAUCGAAAGCCCGGAGAAAUGAAGAAAGGUGCGAAUGGGUGGAGAGAGUUUUCGCAUCUCACCGUUGCCACUUGAGAAUUGAAACCACUGAAAAUUUGAGCGGUUGACAAUCGCGACCCACGCUUGUUACUUGAGUUACUUUUGGGGCGAAAAUGACUCGUUCAAGGACUCUCAGAUUUGAGGACAGCGAUUUUUUACUUAAAUCAUGUUUAGUUCCCUCUUACGGACGUUUGAGACUUUUUUUUAAAUAUUUUUUCAGUUUUAAAAAGAUUUUUUCUCCUCCUCCGAUUUUUUAUUCACGAAGGAAACAUGCCCCGAAUAAUGAAAUGAUUUUUUCUUUCGAGUGAGUUAACCAAUCGUCAAUAUUUGUUUACAUUAAUACCGCUUCGAGCGGAAUUUGAUUUAAUCGAUAAGUCAAUCGAUUCGGUCGACCUCGAAGGUUUAAACCAGUGAGAAAUUAAAAAUUCAUCACAGAAUAUUUAUUAUACUAGCUUUGAGAGGCAAUUUUGGAGCUUCUGUACCGUGGUGUGAGUAUACAUGGUGUGCCGAGAACUUCUACGACACGCCCCUUUUUUAGAGAUUAAAGCCUUUAAGUGAGAUGUGUACCAACUGU
Messenger RNA from Diprion similis, 1567 nucleotides. Its product is annotated as cytochrome b5 type B. Bases 402 to 956 code for a protein of 184 amino acids. Gene Ontology annotation, cellular component: membrane; intracellular membrane-bounded organelle. The transcript is spliced from 2 exons. Gene Ontology annotation, molecular function: heme binding. NCBI's taxonomy places the organism in Eukaryota, Metazoa, Arthropoda, Insecta, Hymenoptera, Diprionidae. The record is from RefSeq and is a predicted model, not a curated record.